CCAACAACAUCUGUGUAUCACUGUCGCGAGAGAGCAAAACAGAGAGGGGAUGGGUGUUGUUAGCCAGGAAGAUAGCAACACUGAGAGCACACAAGGCUUCUCCCCUGUUCUCUCUCACUCUGACACACACACACAGACGCACACACACAUUUGCUGCGAUGUGCUAGCAAACAAACGCACACUCGGCCGCAGUAACCUGCAACAUCGCCAUCGCCGCCGGCGCAUCCCGCUCGCGCUCCCUGACAUUUUUCCCCCUCGGAGCACUUCUUUUUGCCGGCUGUGUCCGCAGCGCCUCAUCCUGCCGUCCUGUCCUCCCUCUGCUGUCUGUCACCGUGGCGACGUAGCCCCUGCAGCCAUGGCGACCAGCCAGCAGGAUUCAGGCUUCUUUGACAUCAGCCUCAGGUCUCUGCUCAAGUCCUUCGGAGGGACCUCUCCGGUGGGAUUUAAACCGCCCGUCCCGCCUGUCACUGGCAGCUCGGGAGAGAGAAAAGGUCCCGUUAUCAUGGCGCCCGUCAACGUAGACCCUGAGAGCAAGCCGGGCGAGUUCGUCCUAAAGAGCUUGUUCGCCAACUUCACUCUUCUCUCCGAGCGCAAGAUCCGCAUCAUCAUGGCGGAACCUCUGGAGAAGCCGCUCAACAAGUCUCUGCAGAGAGGAGAGGACCCACAGUUUGACCAGCUGAUCAGCACCAUGAGCUCCCUGGCAGAGUACUGCCUGCCCUCUAUCCUCAGGACUCUGUUCGACUGGUACAAGAGGCAGAACGGCUUGGAGGACGAGUCGCACGAGUAUCGACCCAGGGCCAACACCAAAUCGAAAAACGAUGAGCAGCAGAAGGACUACUUACUGGAGCGGAGGGAUUUGGCCAUAGACUUCAUCUUCUCUCUUGUGCUCAUAGAAGUUUUGAAGCAGAUCCCCCUGCAUCCUCUCCUGGAUGGACUCAUCCAGGAAGUUAUUAACUUGGCCUUCAAGCACUUCAAAUAUAAGGAAGGGUACCUGGGACCAAACACUGGCAACAUGCACAUUGUGGCUGACCUCUACGCUGAAGUAGUGGGAGUAGUGGCUCAGUCCAGGUUCCCAGCUGUGAGGAAGAAGUUCAUCUCCGAGCUGAAGGAGCUGAGACAGAAGGAGCAGAGUCCCUACGUCCUCCAGUCCACCAUCAGCCUCAUCAUGGGCCUCAAGUUCUUCCGCAUCAAAAUGUACCCUGUGGAGGACUUUGAGGCCUCCUUUCAGUUUAUGCAGGAGUGUGCACAGUAUUUCCUGGAGGUGAAGGACAAAGACAUCAAACACUCUCUGGCUGGACUCUUUGUGGAAAUUCUCGUUCCUGUCGCUGCUACUGUGAAGAACGAGGUGAACGUGCCGUGCCUGCGCAACUUUGUGGAGAGUUUGUACGACACCACGUUGGACCUGUCCUCCAGGAAGAAGCACUCCCUGGCCUUGUAUCCUCUGGUGACAUGCCUGCUGUGUGUGAGCCAGAAGCAGCUCUUUCUCAGCCGCUGGCACAUUUUCCUCAACAACUGCCUGUCCAACCUCAAGAAUAAAGACCCCAAGAUGGCCCGUGUGGCUCUGGAGUCUCUCUAUCGCCUCCUGUGGGUUUACAUGAUCCGAAUCAAGUGUGAAAGCAAUACUGCAACACAAAGUCGCCUGACGUCCAUCACCUCCACUCUCUUCCCGAAAGGGAGUCGAAGCGUUGUCCCCAGAGACAUGCCGCUUAAUAUCUUUGUCAAGAUCAUCCAGUUUAUCGCACAGGAGAGGCUGGACUUUGCCAUGAAGGAGAUCCUAUUUGACCUGCUGAGUGUUGGCAAACCUGCCAAAGCCUUCAGCCUCAACCCAGAGCGUAUGAACAUAGGCCUGCGAGCCUUCCUGGUGAUAGCCGACGCUUUGCAGCAGAAAGACGGAGAACCUCCAAUGCCCAACACAGGAGCCACCCUACCCUCUGGGAACUCUCUGAAAAAGAAGAAAACCUACCUCAGCAAGACCCUUACAGAGGAGGAGGCUAAGCUUAUAGGCAUGUCCUUGUACUACUCGCAGGUGAGGAAGGCCCUGGACAACAUCCUCAGACACCUGGACAAGGAGGUGGGCCGCUGCAUGAUGCUCACCAGCGUCCAGAUGCUCAACAAAGAACCAGAGGACAUGAUCACGGGUGAAAGGAAGCCGAAAAUCGACCUGUUCCGUACGUGUGUAGCUGCUAUUCCUCGCAUCCUCCCUGAUGGGAUGUCCAAACCUGAGCUCAUCGACCUCCUCUCACGGCUCACGGUGCACAUGGACGACGAGCUCCGUCUCAUUUCCCAGAACUCGCUUCAGAGCUUGUUACUGGAUUUCUCCGACUGGAGGGAAGACGUCCUCUUCGGUUACACGCAUUUCCUUUUACGCGAGGUCCAAGACACCCAGCAGGGUCUUCAAGAUGCGUCCGUCAAGCUCCUGCUGCAGCUGCUCACUCAGUGGAGGUUAGCGCUGCAGCUGCAGGGGAAGAUCGAGGCGGUGUCGAGGUUUGUCAACAAGACUGCUCUUUUUUUUCGCUAUGAAAUUUGGCAUUUUUCAACAACUUUGGUUCAUUCUCUCAUUCAGGCGAGUCCCAGAAUGUCUGAGAGAAGCCCGCACUGUUCCGUGCUCCAUGCUGUGGAGGGUUUGGCCUUGCUGCUCCUCUGCUCCUGUCAGAUCAGCACCAGGAAGCUGGCGGUCGGUGUACUCAGAGAGAUUCGCUGCCUCUUCACGGCACUCGGACAUGCCGAGGAUGAUGACAAACCCAUGAUAGAGGUCAUGGACCAGCUGAGUCCAGCAGUGAUGGACAGCUUUGUUCACGUGGCUGUAUCUGACUCGUCCACUUUACCCAUGAACCACCACGUGGACCUCCAGUGGCUGGUGGAGUGGACGGCUCGCCUGGUGAGCAGCUCCUAUGACGUGAAGAGCCCCAGCCAUGUGUGGAUCUUCGCUCAGUGCUUGAAGGACCCGUGGGUGCUAUGCCUUCACAUCUUCCUGCGGCAGGAACACCUGCCCAAACACUGCCCUGUCGCCCUGGGAUACGCCUGGCCCUACGCCUUCACGCGGGUGCAGCUGCUCCUGCCGCUCGUCGACCCCAACAGCCCAGUGAAUGCCAAGAAGACGAGCACUGCAAGCUCCAGUGACAAUUACAUGUCUCUGUGGAGGAACUACCUGAUCUUGUGUCUCGGGGUGGCAAAACCCAGCAUCAUGUCACCAGGACACCUCCGAGCUUCCACACCCGAGAUCAUGGCCACCACGCCAGACGGCAGCAUCACAUAUGACAACAAGGUGAUAGGCACACCAUCAGUCGCCUGGCUUUUAAAGCAACUGGUCCCACUCAUGAGAGCAGAGAGUCUAGAGAUCACAGAGUCUCUGGUGUUGGGCUUUGGGUGUACCAACGCUCUGGUCUUCAGAGAGCUCAUGGAAGAACUCCACCCGCUCAUGAAGGAGGCGCUGGAACGUCGACCCGAGAACAAGAAGCGGAGGGAAAGGAGGGAUCUUCUGAGGCUGCAGCUGCUGAGGAUUUUUGAACUGUUGGCCAAUGCAGGAGUUAUCAGUGACAGCACCAAUGGAGCACUAGAGCGUGACUCAUUAGCGUUGGGGGCCUUGUUCCUCGAGUACGUGGACCUGACUCGGAUGCUCCUCGAGGCUGAAAACGAGAAGGAGAUGGAAGUCCUGAAAGACAUCAGAGCCCACUUUAGCGGCAUGGUGGCCAACCUCAUCCAGUGUGUACCUGUGCACCACAGGCGCUUCCUUUUCCCCCAGCAGUCUCUUCGGCACCACCUCUUCAUCCUCUUCAGCCAGUGGGCUGGACCGUUCAGUGUCAUGUUCACGCCCCUCGACCGCUACAGCGACCGCAACCACCAGAUCACCCGAUAUCAGUACUGUGCUCUCAAGGCCAUGUCUGCCGUCCUAUGUUGCGGUCCUGUGUUCGACAAUGUGGGCCUCUCCACUGACGGAUAUCUCUACAAGUGGCUGGACAACAUCUUGGCCUGCCACGACAAACGGGUACACCGUCUGGGAUGUGAGGUGGUGAUCCUGCUCUUGGAGUUGAACCCCGACCAGAGCAAUCUGUUCAACUGGGCCGUGGACCGCUGCUUCACCGGAUCCUACCAGCUGGCGUCCGGAUGCUUCAAGGCCAUCGCCACCGUUUGUGGUAACAGGAAUUACCCAUGUGACCUUGUUACCUUGCUCAAUUUGGUGUUGUUCAAGGCCUCAGAUACCAGCCGGGAAAUCUAUGAGAUCUCCAUGCAGCUGAUGCAGGUGCUGGAGUCCAAACUGUGUGCAUACUCAAAACGGAUGGUUGAGCAAAAGCCUGGUAACAUUUUGUACGGGACACACGGGCCUUUGCCGCCUCUCUACAGCGCCAACCUGUCCCAGCUCUCCAUCCAGCUGGCCAGCAUGUACCCAGAGCUCACGCUGCCUCUCUUCUCUGAGGUGAGCCAGCGAUUCCCGACCACCCACUCCAACGGCCGACAAAUCAUGCUCUCCUACCUGCUGCCAUGGCUCAGCAACAUUGAGCUGGUGGACACAGGACUCCUGCCCCCUGCCUCCAGCCCCUGCACCCCGGAGGAGGAGCCUCGGGGUCAUGCCCAGAAUCUAGGAGGGGUGACUCCUAGCCUGAGAGGCAACGGCUGGGGCUCCCUGCAGGCCACCUCGCUAGUGCUCAACAACCUGAUGUUCAUGACAGCCAAGUAUGGAGAUGAGGUGUCAGGGCCGGAGAUUGAGAGCGCCUGGAACGCUCUGGUAUCCAAUGAGCGGUGGAGCAACAACCUGAGGAUCACCCUGCAAUUCCUCAUCAGCUUGUGUGGCGUUAGCAGUGACACCACGCUGCUGCCUUAUAUCAAGAAGGUGGUGAUAUACCUGUGUCGCAACAACACCAUCCAGACGAUGGAGGAGCUUCUUUUUGAGCUGCAGCAGACCGACCCGGUCAACCCAGUGGUGCUGCACUGCGACAACCCUCCCUUCUACCGCUUUGCCGCCAGCAACAAAGCGCCCACCUCACAGACAGGAACCACCUCCAGCAGCAACACGGUGGUGGUCGGACAGGAGAACCUGGCAGACACGGAUGAGAACAAACUGGUCAGAGAGAGCGAUGAGCGUAGGGCCAGGGCGCACAACAGGCUGGAGUCUCGCUACAGCAACAGCUCAGGAGGCUCCUAUGAGGAUGAAAAGAAUGACCCUCUCCCACCAUACGCUGCCUGGCUUGUGAGUGUUUUGGAGACAAACCGCCCUCAGCCACUGCCCAUGCCCAUCAACGGAGGCUGCUGGGCGCCUCUGGUGGACUACCUACCAGAGACCAUCACGCCCAGGGGACCCCUGCACAGGUGUAACAUUGCUGUCAUCUUUAUGACUGAAAUGGUGGUGGAUCACAGCGUGAGAGAAGAUUGGGCUUUACACCUUCCACUUCUGCUGCACGCCCUCUUCUUGGGACUGGACCACUACAGACCAGAGGUUUAUGAGCACAGCAAGCGCCUCCUCCUGCACCUCCUCAUUGCUCUCUCCUGCAACAACAACUUCCAGGUGAUCGCCUCCGUGUUGAUGUUGACCAGAGAGAUCAGCGACAACAAGACUCUCACCAUCAAGUCCAGUUACCAUAGCGACCAUCAGCACUCAAACGUACCGGACUUCCUGCAAGAUUGGCAGGCAUCUCCGAUGGCUGACUCCGGACUUAGCUCCACCUCCAACUCGUCCUCCGCCAGUCUGGGCGGGGGCAGCACGGCGGGCAGCGUGGGAAACCUGCCUCUUGUGACGCCCGACGACCUGGAGGACCUCGAGGACACGCCCAACGAGACGGACGAGAAGACUAACAAACUCAUCGAGUUUCUGUCCACCAGAGCGUUUGGACCUCUGUGGGCGCACGAGGACAUCACACCCAAGAAUCCCAACUCCAAGAGUACGGAGCAGCUCUCUAACUUCCUGCGCCACGUCAUCUUUGUUUUCAAGGAGUCCAAGUCAGACUUCCACCUGGAGCAGCAGCUGAGUGACGUGGCCUUGCAGACAGCGCUGUGCAGCUCCUCACGUCACUACGCCGGACGAUCCUUCCAAAUCUUCCGAGCGCUCAAGCAGCCGAUCAACAACCACGCCGUGUCUGACCUGGUCUCGCGCCUGGUUGAGGUGGUGGGCGAACACGGGGACGAGGUGCAGGGCUACGUGAUGGAAGUGCUGCUCACACUUGAGUCUGUGGUGGUCAAUUUAGCAGAAUGUCUAAAAAACAGCGACCUCAUGGCAGCCCUAACCAGAACCUCAUCUCCUGACUUUGUGAUGAGUGACAAGCUGAUGAACAGGAAGAGCACCGGCCAGUUGAACUUCCCCGGCCCGGGGUUUGUUGGCCUGUCGUCACAGCGACACCAGCGCUCCUACUCGGUCCCCAAGAAGUUUGGCGAGUGCGGCUACCAGUCGAGCGACCCUCCUCGCAGUGCUACUCUCGAUCGCAUACAAGCUUGUAACAGUCACGGCCUCGCCCGGGUGGGGAGGAGCCCCGGGUCAUGCACAUCCUCGACCAAUCGCAUUGAUCCCAGCGUUCUUUCUGACCCCGCCCACGUUUCUCACCCUUCAUCGAUACUGGCUACCGUUUUCUGGGUGGCGGUAUCACUCAUGGAGUCCGACUUUGAGUUUGAGUAUCAGAUGUCGCUUCGCCUCGUUCACAAGCUCCUGUCUAAGGUGCCUUUGGACCGAGCAGAGAAUCGCGAGCGUCUGGAGAAGCUCCAAGCUCAGCUCAGGUGGAGCGGCUUCUCCGGCAUCCAGCAACUUUUGCUGAAGGGCUUCACGUCCCAGUCGACAUCCGACCUCACGUUGCAGCUCUUCUGCCAGCUCACGCCGGUGUCUCGCGUGCCUGUGGUGGACAGCUCUCAGUCUCUAGGUUUCCCUCUGAAUGUGCUGUGUCUACUGCCCCACCUGGUGCAGCACUUUGGACACCCUACACAGUUCUGCAAGGAGAGCGCAGAGCGGAUCGCACAGGUGUGUUUGGUAGAGAAGAACACCAAGCUGUCCCACUUGGCCCAUGUGAUGACCCUCUAUAAAACACGCUCUUACACUCGGGACCCCUUCUCAUGGGUCAGCGUGGUUUGCCGGUACCUUCAUGAGGCUUUCUCUGACAUCACACUCAACAUGGUCACCUACAUGGCGGAGCUGCUGGAAAAAGGGCUUCCUAGCAUGCAGCAGUCUCUCCUCCAGAUUAUCUACUGCUUGCUCAGCCACAUGGACCUGAGCACCGUGCAGGUAAAGCAGUUCAAUGCAGAUGUCACAAAGACCAUCGAGAAGUUUGUCCAGACGGUGCACUGGAAGGAUGCCUUGAACAUCUUGAAGCUGGUGGUGUCACGUUCGGCCAGCCUGGUGCAUCCGGCAUACGGCCACGCCCAGGGUGAUCUUUCCAACCUGGAGGUCAGCAGAGUGUGGGACGGCUCAGCCAAGGCUCUACCUGGAAAAACCCUGGACUUCACCUUUGACAUCUCAGAGACCCCAGUGAUUGGGCGGCGGUUCGACGGUCUCCAGGGUUCUGGCAUUCGAGAGGGGAAAGCCCGAGCAAUGGCCGUGACGCGCAGCACCUCAUCCACCUCAUCUGGAUCCAACUCUAACACCAUCUUGGUUCCUGUCAGCUGGAGGCGCCCGCAGUCAUCCCAGAAGCGGACCAGAGAGAAGCUGGUGAACGUUCUGUCCCUGUGCGGACAAGAAGUUGGACUUACCAAGAAUCCGUCUGUCAUCUUCUCAUCCUGUGGCGACCUGGACAUGAUGGAGGUGCGUGAGAGUGGCGUGUCAUCGGAGGAGGGCGGAACCAGAGAGGACACUCUGGACGACACCGCUAGUGAGCAACAGUUCCGGGUUUUCCGAGACUUUGACUUCCUGGAUGUGGAGCUGGAGGAUGGAGAGGGCGAGACCAUGGACAGCUUUAACUGGGGUGUGCGGCGAAGAUCCCUGGACAGCACCGAGCUGGGCGACCUGCUGGAGGAAAGCCAGCACUCGGGCAGCACACCGAGUCUGGGACACGAAGAUCCACACGACUCAGAGGAGUCCUCUGAGGAAGAGGAGUCUUCCACCAGUCAGAGCCUGUCGCACUCACAGUUGACAAAUCCGUCUCCAUCAGAUGAGACCAACCACACUGACUCUCUGUCUACAUCUUACGACACGUCUGCUGACCCUCAGUCUUUUAGUGCCACCACUCCAGGUCAAGGGGAGCUGCACGACCACCUCAGCGGCCUCCAUGCGAGGGCAUGUGGAGAUGACGAGGACACGCAGGCUCAGGAUGAUGAGCUGUCACUGAGCGCCAAUGAGCUCCCUCCUGGCUCAGACUGCGGCGAGAGCUUCACUCUGGAGUUGCCGGGGCAGCCUCAGGGUCGGAUGCCCCGUCUGGAGCACAGGCUGGACCGCAACUACUGCCAACCUCCUUUGGACUUCCUAGACCCAAACAGUCUGCCCAGUUUACGUGAUGACGUCGAUGAUCUGGAGGACCUUGGCUUCCCGCCGCCGCCGUCCCCAUUUUUUUCCGCCAUCUUGGCAGCGUUCCAGCCGGCGGUGUGUGACGACGCUGAGGAGGCGUGGCGGUGUCAUAUCAACCAGCUUGUGACGGACUCUGAUGGCUCCUGUGCCGUCUACACGUUCCAAGUCUUCUCGUCCCUCUUCAGGAACAUCCAGGGUAAAUUCUGCACCCUGACAACUGAUGUGGCCUCCUACCUUGGGGAAGGCCUCAGGGGCAUCGGCUCAAAGUUCCUCAGGUCCUCACAGAUGCUCACCACGUGCUCAGACUGCCCUACCAUCUACAUUGAUGCAGACACUAUCAUGUCUUACGGCCUCCUGGAGAAGAUGAAGUUUAGUGCACUGGAGCUGCAAGAAUAUCUGGACACCUACAACACCCGAGAGGAGGCGGCUGUCACGUGGCUGCGGAACUGUAAGGACACAUUUCCCAGGUGCCCCGGCGACAGCGUGGUCACCUGCCAGCCAGGAGACUCAGAGGAGAAGCAAAUGGAGUCUCUUGCACAACUGGAGCUCUGUCAGAGGCUCUACAAGCUACACUUCCAGCUGCUCCUCCUCUUCCAGUCCUACUGCUCGCUCAUUGGCCAGGUUCACGCCAUCAGCUCUGUACCAGAGCUACUCAACAUGUCUCGGGAGCUGACCGAGUUGAGGAGCAGCCUGCAGGCAGCAGAGGCGGCAGUGGCCAGCGACCUGGAACACAAACACCUGGCCCACACUCAUGCCCACGCCGCCCAGCUCGCUGCCAUGGUCGUUCCCAGCUUCCCGUCCUCAGAAGCGGCGGUGAAGGCCGUACUGGAGUGCCUCAGGAACCACGAGUUCACCAAAGCUGUCCGCUACAUUCAAGAGUGCAGGCAGCGGUGGCCCCACGGCGUGUUUGGCGGUGGCUCUGAGAAUGAAGUACAGACGCUGCUCAACGUCUACUUCCGCCACCAAACGCUAGGCCAGACUGGCACCAUUGCUCUGGUGGGGUCCCGCCAGGACCUCAGUCUGAUAUGCUCCAAGCUGCUGGAGCUCAAUGGGGAGAUCCGCGACAUGAUCCGCCGCGCUCAGGGCUACCGUGUCGUCACCACCUACCUCCCCGACUCCAGCGCCUCCGGGACGAGCCUCUGACAACAGCACCUCAGGAGCCCUCCGACCUCCCCGCCAUUGCUGACUCCACCCCUGCCUCUGGAGACAGGUCGCUCCAAGGAGGCUUCUCACACUUGGCUGUGACCUCCUCCAUCUUGUCUCCUGCCCUGCCUUAUUCCCGCCUCCUGCCGAAUCCUUUUCUAAACCUUCCUCUUCCUUCAUUAUCUUUUGCGUCUGAUUUCCUCGCCCCGGCUGAGCUGUUCUCAUCAUCAAGGUGCCAUUUUGAUGCCAUCACCAUGCAUCAUCCCUGCAGAGGACGUUUACCACGCAGCUCGCCAUUGACGCGUUCACACGGUGACAAAAGUGACGCGCUGCCAACUGUAGCGUCAGAACCAAAUCUGCUCACUUUCUCCCAAAGUCCGCCCUCUACCCAUCAGGGCUCACACCUCCCAUACGCCCCCCACUCACCCCCGCACCACGGUGGCGUCAUCACCCAUGGCCCCGCCCCAUCCUCACGCCUUCCGCCCCCGCCCCCUCCCUAUCCCACCGGCUCAAGAGACGGCUCAACGUGGGGCUGCUGCUGCUCCCUAAGGGGUGCCACCACACCCCUGUCUCGCUACCUGGGCAAGGUGGGGCACGCCGCACUCCCACUCCUGACAGCAGGGGGGCUCCUGAAUGCUGAACCCUCGGACGUCCAGACCUGAGAAGAUUUGAAAUCAACUACUGCUGAUCCGAUUGCACUAAUGGACCUAAAAGAGAAAAUGUUACUUUACUGUGAGAGACAAAUGCUGGAUUUAACUUAUUACGUCUGCCAUGACAGGACGUCCUUUGUGCAAUGUGUGACUCACCGGAACGCUCGACCUGACUGAAAGACAAAAAGCGAGCACACGAGUUGUCUUUGUGUUGCCAGAGAUCAUGGGUAGUCGCUAGAACUCUCUCGUCUCUCUUGUAGCACCUUCCAGUGUCCCCACACUGUCACGCCACCUGCUGCCGCUAGCGCGGCACGUUUGUCUGUUUGUUGACACACAACCACUGUAGCAAAUUGUGUGUAUGUGAAGGGAAAUGCUGACAUUCAGCACUCAAAAAAACAAAAACUACUGAUCGCCUCCCACCCUCACCUUUAUCACGACAGUCAUGUGACCUGCAUGCAUCCUCAGUGUCCUGUAGGGAGUGUUGCAAAUAUUUAUUAUGAAAUCGUUUUAUCUGAAAGAUAUUGUUUGGAUGAUGUGCUGAAGUAGCUUCAAGCUCAUGCGGGUAUGUUUUGUUUCUGUUUUGUGUGUGGGAAGAAUGUGUGUGUGUGUGUGUGUGUGUGUGUGUGUGUGUGUGUGUGUGUGUGUGUGUGCAUGCCAAACAAGAAAUUGCACAUUUUUAAAAAAGCUUUUUAGAUGAAAAGUUUCCACCUUGUAAAUACUUUUACAGCCUUUGUGACAUUGUUUUGAGUUCUGUCCAAGUUGGUGUCAAAGUAAAACUUUAGUCCAAACUUUA
Molecule: messenger RNA, 10999 nt
Organism: Dunckerocampus dactyliophorus (ringed pipefish)
Lineage: Eukaryota; Metazoa; Chordata; Actinopteri; Syngnathiformes; Syngnathidae
Gene: fryb
Product: furry homolog b (Drosophila)
Biological process (GO): neuron projection development; cell morphogenesis
Cellular component (GO): cell cortex; site of polarized growth
Source: RefSeq, a predicted model, not a curated record